This is a messenger RNA of Thecamonas trahens ATCC 50062, 1341 nucleotides long. RefSeq lists its product as uncharacterized. NCBI's taxonomy places the organism in Eukaryota, Apusomonadida, Apusomonadidae. The transcript has a single exon. The record is from RefSeq and is a predicted model, not a curated record. The coding region runs from base 16 to 993 and encodes 325 amino acids.
AGGUGAUCGUGGUAUAUGGGCGCUAUCGCGUCCUCACUUCCGCAAAUACCAAAGCGGAGGCUCGAGCGAAGGACUGUUUUUGGUCGUGAUGAGUUUGUGGCCCUCGUCAUGGCCCUCAAGUCGGCCGGCGGCGAGUGCUUUGACCGAUCUGUCUUUGUCGACGCUGUUGGCUAUGUCCUCGAUCAUCCCGAGCUGCCGGCACAGCGCAAGCUGAAAACCAUCGACAUUGUCGUGACGCGGACAAAGGGUCCAGGCUCUGGUCGCGCCCUUGCCGAACUCGACGACGAAGGCCUGUUUGAGCUCGGUAGCGCCUCGGCGAGCGGCCGCCUUGACGGGAGCUCCAGCGACAGCAGCGAGAGCGAAGGGACGGCGUGGGCGCAGCGAAUGGCUUGCCGCAGCCUGCGCGCCUCGCUCGAUGCCCGUCGCCUCGGCCGGGCUCUGUUUGCGCUCUUUGCUGACGCUGACGGCGAGAGCAAGAGCAAGAGCGUCCGCCUCACCGAGCUCACCAUGUUCGCCGCCAUGCUCGACGACAAGACCCGGCCGCACAAGGUCGACCGCAUGACGACGGUCUUCCACGGCAAGGUCCGCGGCGCAGUUGACGGGGCUGAGCUUGCCUCUGCCCUUGCUGCCAUUGUGCGGAACAUCAAGCGGCUGGCCGUCGGCCCGCCCGGUGGCGACUGGCUCCUCGCCUCGGCUGCUCUGCCCCGCAUCGGCGCCGCAGCUCUUGCCCUGACUGCUAAGGAGGAGCGAGCGUGCCGGCGUGGCGCUCGGGCCAUGCUGGCGCGGAUCUCGGGCUCGCACAUGACAUUUGCAGACGUGCUCAACGAACUUGACACCGGCGACGUCCGCCUCGUCCUUGACUGGCUCGUUGCGCUCUCGCUCGCCUGGCCAGACACGAUCUCGCCGGCGGCCGUGCAGAGGCUCCCUUCUCGGGCGCCCGCGCCUGCCCAAGGCCUCUCGUCGCUCUCGACCGAGUACUCGUCCGAGCUGUAGUUUGCGCGCGUUUUACUCUCCGCCGCCUCGCCGACCGCGGCCUACAGCAGGUUGUCCAUAUCGAUCUGGGCGUCGGUGAGCCGGUCCUGGGUGGCGUCGACGUGGGUGACGAGCGUGUCGAGUAGCUCGUUCUGUCGGUCGAGCUCCUCGCCAAUGAGGCGCCCGAUCUUGAUCUGCCGCUCCAGCGUCUUGGACAGCUCCUCUAGUCCUGCAUCCUGUGCUGCGAUGAUCUGGCGCUGGAGCAUGAGCAGCUCCUCGGUCUCGGUCUCGUCGUACUCGUGGGCUUGGAGCACGCCCGACGACGAGCCUGCGCUCCAGUCGUACGACGAGCUCGUCUCGGGUGGGCGG